AGGGCUCAAGUCCCCAGCGCUGCGCGGAGUAAGCUCGCCGAUCAGGGCUGCCCCCCACCCCCCCAGCAGCCGAGAUGGCGCGCGUCAAGGCAUAUGAGCUGCGGUCCAAGACCUCCAAGGAGCUCCUGAAGGACCUCGACGAGAUGAAGAGCGAGCUCUCACAGCUGCGCGUCGCGAAGGUGGCGGGCGGGGCCGCGUCCAAGCUGGCCAAGAUCAAGAUCGUCCGGAAGUCGAUCGCGCGCAUCCUGACGGUGUACAACCAGAAGCAGAAGGCGGAGGCCCGCAAGGAGUGCAAGGGCAAGAAGUACAUCCCCCUGGACCUGAGGCCCAAGAAGACCCGCGCGCUGAGGCGCGCGCUGAAGACGGAGCAGAAGGUCGCCAAGACCGCGAAGGAGAAGACGCGCGCGAGCAACUUCCCCAUGCGGCGCUUCGUGGUGACAAUGUGAGCUGGGACGCUUGCAGGCAGCGCGGUGCUGGCAGUGCUCGUGCACGCAGAGAGAAAGCCAGACGUUGUCUAUGAUGUGUUCCGACGGUUUCGGGUACAGCCAGGACCCCAGGUAAGGGGACCUGGUUAGUGGUAGGGCCUCGCAGCCCCGACAUUGGCCAG
This is a messenger RNA of Prorocentrum cordatum, 607 nucleotides long. The record is from the annotation of a GenBank genome assembly. NCBI's taxonomy places the organism in Eukaryota, Dinophyceae, Prorocentrales, Prorocentraceae.